AGAUGAGACAGUCUGCGAGCUAGAGAAACGCUGAAAGUUCAAUUAUGGUGCGCGGGUUCUCCAAGCUCACCAGUGUUUGCGCAACAGCUACCCAUCUUGGAGAAAAGAACGAAUGUUGUAGUCGGAAACUAUGAGCAAGGAAGACAUGGUAUGCCAACCAGCCACGGUGAAAUUCACAAUUGAUAGCAUUCUUAAAAAGGAAUUUGAUGCAAACCGCACAGAUUCGCAGCUCGAACCUGAAAGCAGUUGUUCAUCGUACGAAGCCCGGAAAUAUGGCCCUGAGUUGUCAACCUCCAAGGAAACAGCGCACAGAUAUACCAAAGAAUAUGUCAGCUUUCAGAGCAUCGCCUCUGACAACGACGCAGCCCAGGGAGUGCCCGAAACGUAUCCAAAACGUGACGCUGCAAACGGGGACAACCGCAUCCAUCAGCCACAAAACCAGAAGAGCAAACCAGCCGCGAAAAAGAAAUCGCGCACAAUCUUCUCCAAGAGGCAAAUCUUUCAGUUGGAAUCUACAUUCGACGUUAAACGAUAUCUUAGCAGUGCCGAGCGAGCGUGCCUUGCUCAUUCUUUACAACUAACAGAGACGCAAGUCAAAAUUUGGUUUCAGAACCGCCGGAAUAAAUUAAAACGGCAGUUAUCCACAGACUUUGAAGCGCAAUGCUCUGUCGAACAUUUCUCCGACGCGGCAAAGAUGAUGAAAUUACCAAAUCUAUACAAAGAAAGCGUUGGGAGUAAUAUUUUGGGAGGAUGUCUUUUACCAAUGCCUGUCCCGGUUAUGUGCCAAGGAAGCACUCCUUACCUGUACCUUUCCAACGCCAGAAAAUAUUUCAGCCUUUUUGAUGGAGGUGCAUGAAUUCCUGUAGCAUCUUUCAGACUGUUUUGCCCUGGAAGCACAGCCCAUCAGUAGGCCUACGUUCAGAUAUGUGGAAUCACUGCUCUGGAAAGUUGCAGCCUACGGUUAGUUGCACAAAUAAUGCGAACAAAUAAAAUGGCUGUUUUCCUAUGCAAUAUGUAAACAUGUAAAUCUUUAACAAUAUCAUUUUUUUUUUCAAUAUAGGGGAAGCUCUAUCACGUAUUUUUCACUUGUCACAAUGUUAAAGCAACAUAUAAAGCUCUGUUAUAGUACAAUAAAAUCCCAGUGCCUAGCUGUUGUUUUCCGACUGAAAUGUCUUUGAAAGUUUUGUCAAUUUGUAGUCCAUUUACCUUACAGGUCUUAAAUUGAAUCGAUGAGUCUACUAGUUCUGCAAUUACCUGACUAUAAUCCAAGACCCACGGACUGCUAAUUGACAGACUUAAUGACCUUACGGACAUUUGCAAGAGAACAUUAAUUUCUCUAUGCAUUCUUAAUUUAAAUGAUGUGGAAAUAAGUAGUAGAAGUAUUUACAAUAAAUAACAUCAAAGUGAACCGAUAUAAUGGGUAACUUUGCAGGUUUGUGUAUUUGUAGGAGAACCGAUUGAAACCGCGCGCGCGCGCGCGUGUGUGUGUGUGUGUGUGUGUGUGUGUGUGUGUGUGUGUGUCGAGACUGUGUUAAGGUCGAGGAGAAACCAUCCCAAGGGCCUUGAUGGACACGUUAACGAAACUUUCCGGUCCCGUUUAUACUUUUCUAGCGGAGCCUCUCUGUCCUCUUCACAGCAAAUUAAGAACGUGAAUGCUGUUAGCCUGUGCUUACGUAGUCUUUGAGGAACUAGUUGUUUGUUCGUUCGUUUGUUUGUUUGUUUGUUUUUAAAAAUGUUUUAAAUAAAAAAAUAUUUGCGUUGAUAAGCGAUACCCAUCUCACGUAGCUAAUGGUAAACUGGAUAUUUCUGUCAUAAUUAACGCCACUGUUAUAAAUUCCUUGUUACAAAAACACGGUCGAGUUUCACAGUUUCUACUGCAUUUCUCUCUUAUUGCUAUCUGUGAUUAUGUAUA
Messenger RNA from Electrophorus electricus (electric eel), 1912 nucleotides. The record is from RefSeq and is a predicted model, not a curated record. Lineage: Eukaryota; Metazoa; Chordata; Actinopteri; Gymnotiformes; Gymnotidae.